AAUUACAGUCUGCGUCCACUUCUUCGAUUUCGUCACAUUCGCCAGUGUGCCCGUGCGUGCUUGCGAGACCCCACUACCGGACCUGGGCACGUUUGAAGGCUUUUGGUUUACGUUACGCCAUAAUAGGCAUUAAUUUAUUACAUUAACGCGCCACCGCGAAACCGGAGCCGUCGGUGUAGGGCUUGUAACAAAGGUUGCCGGUCAGCGAGUGUGAGUUGAUACGUGCGGUUCCCUCGGAGUUGACGCGGUCGACAAGCGUGUCGAAGCAGUGAUCCUGCCACGCGGAUAAGGCGAACGAACAUAAAGAAAAAUCACCACCAACAGACUUAGCAUCAAGCGACCGACGGGCGGACGCAACACGACGACGACGACGGCACAGAAAUGAGUUCAAAAGCAUUACCAAAUCUAUUUAUGCUAUCAGCGGCAGUAAUUGCGCUGAUGGCACUGCUGAUCGUCGGCCCAGAACCGGCGGCAGCCAACGAUAGCCAGAAUAUUAACCGACUGCUGAACAAUCAGGUGAUUGUCAGCCGGCAGAUCAUGUGCGUCCUGGAGAAGAGCCCCUGCGAUCAGCUCGGCCGCCAGCUAAAAGCUGCCCUGCCGGAAGUGAUACAGCGCAAUUGUCGGAACUGUUCCCCACAACAGGCUCAGAACGCACAGAAACUGACGAACUUCCUACAAACUCGUUACCCGGAGGUGUGGGCCAUGUUGAUACGCAAAUACGGUGCGGUUUAAAGGAAAUCAACCGCGGUUUGCCCGCCAGGCGUUGUCGGAACGGUUUUUGACCGAGCUGGGUUUUCUUCCAACCAACGACCGGACUGAUGCUCGCCAAAUCGUUUACUCGAAGAGAAGGUGUUCCAGGAAAGAUUAAGUAAUAAGCGUCAGCAAGCAACCGAACCGGAACUUCGGAAGACAAAUCAAUAGGCUAGGCCGUACAGCAAACGAACCAGAUGUCCGCCGAAAAGGCAUUGCCACAUAUCGAACGUAGCACCUUUAAGAAGAAUCUCCACCGCGUCUGCAAACCGGACGAAUGACGGCGAAAGUGGACGAAAAAUUCAUUUCCCUGAUGCGUCAUCCGUCAUUCUGCUCACCGCAGAUUACGGAGUAGACCGGCGAAAAUAUGGCACCACGCCGCCAUGGUUUAUGCGAAACUUGAUUGUAGCGGCCCAUACUCAUGAAUACCCAGAAAUAUUUCCAUAUCGUAGCCAUUCCCGUCACAUGGCGCAACCGAGAACCGAGUCCCUACGGAGCCGUUCCUUGGACGACUGCUCUUUCACAGUUGCUCCCGUCUGAGCUGCACAAACUCAAGUUUGUCCCGAAAGUUUUAUCGCUCCUUCUGCUUACUCUCCACACUUGAGUUGUUUUUGCUUUCCAUAACACUGCGUUUGGCGGCAAAAAUCAUUUUACUCUCUUCAUUUCGGUCGACCAUCCAACCGACACGUGGAGCAAGCCGCUUAACGAGUUUUCUGUUGGAUGGUUUGCUAAACUUGUUUGCACGACAGGAAACAGUAAAGUACGAUGCAUAAUCGGAUUAUGGACGUGUCUGUCUUCUCGUGUUGUUGCCAGUAUUAGCAGCAGACACUCACAUAUCGUCUUCAUCAGCAUCAAACUCCAUCGCGGUGGUGGAGCAAUAGAAGAGUAUAACAUUAAUAAUACUGUUAAAAUCAAUAAUAAUACUAUGUGAUAGAUCCAUAUCCUUUCGACAGAACUG
Messenger RNA from Anopheles cruzii, 1708 nucleotides. RefSeq names its product putative odorant-binding protein A10. Lineage: Eukaryota; Metazoa; Arthropoda; Insecta; Diptera; Culicidae. The transcript has 2 exons. The record is from RefSeq and is a predicted model, not a curated record. The coding region runs from base 382 to 732 and encodes 116 amino acids.